UUUUUCAAUAAUACAGCAGGAGGCGAAUAUUGCUCAAUCACGAUGCUUCACGUAUCCCUGUUCACAAAGUUUAAUCCCAAUUAUACGGUUGCUUACACCAUACGCCGCGAGGAAGGUAAUACGUGAAUACCAAUUGCGACGAUGGGCUACUGUUGAGUUCGAAUCCGUUGAUUAUGUAUUUUUCAAAGAAAAUGGGAAAACAGUGCAGGUUGAUCUGAGUGCUUGCACCUGCACGUGCUUUACAUUUCAGACCUGUCGGUACCCCUGCCGACACUUGCUUUUGGUCCACUUAAGAAAGCCGUAUUUCACAG
Messenger RNA from Trichobilharzia regenti, 311 nucleotides. Lineage: Eukaryota; Metazoa; Platyhelminthes; Trematoda; Strigeidida; Schistosomatidae. The record is from the annotation of a GenBank genome assembly.